Zingiber officinale is the source of this 1853-nucleotide messenger RNA. Its product is annotated as probable jasmonic acid carboxyl methyltransferase 2. The coding region runs from base 658 to 1791 and encodes 377 amino acids. Gene Ontology annotation, biological process: methylation. Gene Ontology annotation, molecular function: S-adenosylmethionine-dependent methyltransferase activity. The record is from RefSeq and is a predicted model, not a curated record. NCBI's taxonomy places the organism in Eukaryota, Viridiplantae, Streptophyta, Magnoliopsida, Zingiberales, Zingiberaceae. The transcript is spliced from 7 exons.
AAAAAAAAAAACGAGCGAAUGGGUCUCACUGCCACCCCCAUACUCAUGCACGUGCACCCCUUUUUUUCCUUUUUCUACUCCUCCUCUUUCUCUUCUCUAGCGGCGACGAGCAACAGGGCUCUCCCUGUUCUUAUUCUCCAAGUUUGCAACCCCUUCUCUUCUUCUUUUCUCUUCUCCAACGGCAACAAGUUUCUCCUUCCUUACUGUCCUACUUCUCGACAACAUCGUCGGAGCUCCUCGGAGUGUGCCAGAGCUCGUCAGACCACUAGGAAAGAAGGGAAAACAAAGCCAUAGUUACUGCCCUCUUUUCUAGCCAAGCACAACAGCCACCGGAGCUAGCUCGCCAUGACAACCGGUGAAAAAGGGAAAAGUUGUCCUAGCUGCUGUCCUUUUCUUGGCAGCACCGUCGGAGUUCGCCGGAAUUAGCUGAGACGGCCAACGACAAAGGGAAAACAACCCUAGUUGCUGCCCUCUUUUUUUUCCAGCAACCAUAGAAAAAUCCUUAGAAGCGGCCCGCGGUCCAGAGUACCUGACCGUACACCCGAGGCGUGGUGGCGUGAUGUAGCCCUCAGUCAGUGUUUAUUAUGUCUUCCACUGGUGAGGGCUGAUAGCCCGUACGUCAGAUGAUCUAGCUACUGAAAGAGCUAGCAACGUACCAUGGAGGCGAGGCAAGCAGAGGUUGAACAGAUACUUCAAAUGGCUGAAGGGGAUGGAGAAUAUAGCUAUGCCGCUAAUUCUCGGGGUCAUAGAAAGCUAAUUAUUAUGACACAAGCCAUGUUGGAGAAUGCCAUAGAGCAAAUGUUCAAGACAUUGCUCCUUGAGAGAAUUACUAUUGUGGAUCUCGGUUGUUCUUCAGGCCCCAACACCUUGUUAGUGCUCUCUCAAGCUCUAGACAUUAUCAGUAAGUUACAUAAACAAUCGAAGGAGGAGACACUUCCAGAAAUCCAAUUCAUCUUGAACGACCUGCCAUCGAAUGACUUCAACAGUGUUUUUCAAUCCUUGGAAGAGUUCAAAAUGAAGAUUAAGGAAGAAAGAGAAAAGCUACUUAUACCAUAUUAUGUUGCAGCUGUUCCAGGGUCAUUCCAUGGGAGACUCUUUCCUUCUUCGACUGUUCAUUUCUUUCACUCUUCCACUAGUCUCCAUUGGCUAUCGCAGGCUCCUAAAGAACUCGAGAGUGCACAAGGUAUUCCACAAAACAAAGGAAAUAUUUACUUCACGAGGAGAAGCCCCCCUUGGAUAGUAGAAGCAUAUCGAGAACAAUUUCAAAGAGAUUUCUCUAUAUUUCUCAAGUCUCGCUUCGAAGAAUUAAGUGUCGGAGGAGGAGCAUUGUUAACAUUUCCCGGAAGAGAAGAUGAAGAUGGUGACAUAUUUAUUCACAUUUCCGAACUAUUUUCUGAGUCCCUCAAUGCAAUGGCCGAAGAGGGGAUCAUUUCAAAAGCUAAAUUGGAUGCUUUCAACAUGCCAUUCUACUCGCCAUUGUUGGAGGAAGUGAAGUCAAUAAUUCUCAGUGAAAGUUCAUUCCACAUAGAACGAGCACACUUGUUAAGCCACAAAUGGCUCGAGAAUCAUGAUGCCACAGAGCCUGACAUUGUACCAGAUGGGAAGAACAUCGCAAACAGUUUUCGUGCCGGGACUGAAUCCCUGUUUGGUCGUCACUUCGGGGAUGCCAUCCUUGAUGAUCUAUACGAAAGAAUUGCUGAAAAAGUUUCAAGGAGCAUUGUUGAAGAAAAGUUCACUAACUGUAAUGUAUCUAAUAUUGUCAUUGAGUUGAAGAAGAACACUCCAACAUAGUCAUGUGUGCGGAUGCACUAGAAGUGAGCAAACAGUGAUACUGUAUCGAUACUUGUCAUGAG